Aspergillus versicolor CBS 583.65 is the source of this 1487-nucleotide messenger RNA. RefSeq lists its product as uncharacterized. The record is from RefSeq and is a predicted model, not a curated record. The coding region runs from base 238 to 1359 and encodes 373 amino acids. Lineage: Eukaryota; Fungi; Ascomycota; Eurotiomycetes; Eurotiales; Aspergillaceae. The transcript has 6 exons.
UGCCUGUCCAAACCCUAACGCCGCUUACGCCUCCAAACAGGCCGAUUGUGCAGUUGAUGGCUCCGUUAUUUCUGGCUUAAACUCAGGCCGAUCCGAUCCAUCGGGAGUGGCACCCCCCCCCUUGGUCUGAUCUUGCAUAACUUGCAACAUAUUUGACCUUCCAAGCCCUCGCCCUGAAUCCUAGUGGGUUGCCCCAUCAUACAAGGUCUCACUCUUUUUUCCAAGGCCAUGUUCAAUAUGGCCGUCAUCCACCCCCUGGUCGCCCGUGAGGCUUCCCCGGAUCACCAUGUGGAUAGGUCGAUGCAGACGUGGAACAAGGCUACACAAUCACUCUGCAUAAUUUUCAUGACUGUCUUUUUUGGUCUCCGAGUUUAUACCCGUACUUCCCUGCUGAGAAAUUGGGGACAAGAGGACUGGUGCUGCUUGGGCGCAUGGGCUCUAGGUGUUGCAUACUCAGCAAUCGCCUUGGCCAUGGGCCAUUUCGGUGGAGGCGUGCAUUGGGACGAUGUCCCUGAGGCACACCACAUUCCAUUUCAAAAGCUUACCUACGUAACGAUGGUCAUGUACGGGCCGACCGCGUUUCUCACCAAAAUGACCCUGUUGUGGAUCAUGACCAGGGUGUUCAGUCCAUUCAAGAAAUCCGUCAUCUUCAUCUAUGUCUUCCUCGCCCUCAUGCUUCUCUACUACAUCCCUGCCGUCAUCGUGAAAAUCCGCAUCUGUAUGCCAAUCGCAAAAUUCUGGGAGCAAGACCUGCCCGGAUCCUGCCUCGACCAAAGCGCCAUCAUCAUGGCUGAUGCCGUCGUCAGCGUCGUCAGCGACCUGAUCGUUCUCAUCCUGCCUCUUCCCCUGACGAUGCGACUGCAACUACCACACAAGAAGAAGAUGAGAGUGAUGGGCAUGCUGGGGGCGGGAGGACUUGCUUGUGCGUCGAGUGUCAUCCGUCUUGUUCUUAUACAGUUGACUGGCAAUUCGAAGGAUGCCACCAUUGCUUUCAUGCGCGUUAAUAUGUUUGGAAACGCCGAAAUUGCCAUUGGGGUUAUCUGUGCAUGUCUGCCCGCGCUGUCGGCGUUGAUCACACAGAAGUACAACGAAUACAGCAGCGGCAGAUACAACAGCCACAACUCAGAAUACCAACUGAGCAAGGUGCGUAACCAGACCAAAAGCAGUCGUGCGGACCGCAGCAACAACCUGAGUGUCAACGGCCACGACUCAGACAAGGACAUCCUCAUGACGAACGUGCAAGCCGUUCCCAGAGUCGAGACAACCGUCCAAGGGGACUUCAAUCGGAGCGGCCAGAACCAGCAGGGCAUUAUGAGGACGGUAGACGUGUCGACGUCGGUGGCCUCUCGCGACUCAUAAAGGGGAUGGGAUAUUGGCAAGCUUAGCGGGUUCUGGUAUGAAGUUUUCUGUCCAUGCAGGUUAUGGCUAUGUAAAAUAGACUCUCAUGCUUCAUUUCGGUCAAUACAAUCUAUAUGAACAUCCUUUCG